UCCUCAAAUACGAGUCGGUAGAUGAUUAUGAUAUGGAAGAGGAGAUGACCCAGAAGAUCAUAAGAGGUUACUUUGAGGAAAACUCUGCACCCCUUCUACCUGAGGAAUUUAGAAAAGUUGGUGACAAGAUAUUACGAGACAAGAAGUUGUUCUCUCGAAUUGCAGACCUAAAGUUUGAUUUGAUUGUGUUUGAUUUAACCCCGCUACCGAGAAUGUUGACCAUCAUAGCCUACAAGCUGGACAUCCCCUUCAUCUUUAUUGGGGCGACACUGGAAGCUCAAAUCACGCGUACACCCUUCAUUCCAUCUGCCACACCACACUUACUGUAUCCAUUGACACCUAAAAUGGACUUUGGGUCACGUGUAAUUAAUACAAUCAUGAUGAUGACGUAUGUAUUUGUUUAUGACCCGUUCUCUGAUUACAUGCCGGUUGCAACCUAUGCCGCGGACAAGCCUUACAUCUCCAUGGCAUCUUUGACAGCUAAAGCAUGGCUUUGGCUCAUUGAGCAGGAACCGUUUAUGGACUAUCCAAGCGCUACUCUGCCAAACGUCAAGAUGAUUGGCUCGUUAACCACAAAGAAACCGGAACCUCUCCCAGACAAAUACCGGAAAUUUAUGAAUGAAGCCAAAGACGGUGUGGUUAUUGUCUCAUUUGGAAGUAAUGUAAAAGGAAUUCCAGAUGAAAUCUUUGGCCGACUAGUGGAAUCCUUUUCUCGAACCAAAUUUAGGUUCGUUUUUAAGUCAGAAAAACAAGUAAAUGUUGGACCUGACAUCCUUUUAACCGAUUGGAUGCCGCAGGCGGAUCUUCUCUCCCAUCCGAACACAAAACUUUUCAUAACCCACUGUGGGGCUAAUGGUCAGAACGAGGCUCUCUUGCAGGGUGUUCCCAUGAUUGGUUUUCCAAUGUUUGCUGAGCAGCCUUAUAAUGCCAAGAAGUUAGGGUACUUUGGAUUCGGUAUGGAAAUGGAUUUGAACACGUUUUCUGUUGAUGAUUUAGUAUCCAACAUCAAUGAGGUGAUUCAGAAUUCUUCCUACUCACAGAAAAUCAAGAAAGCUGCCGAAAUCACUAAGCUCCGGGAAAGAAGUCCCAAAGAUGAAGCUGUUUACUGGAUAGAACAUGUUCUCAAAUAUGGCGGCGCCCAUCUGAGGUCGUAUUGUCAGGACAUGCCGUUGUAUCAGUAUUUGUGUCUGGACGUCAUCGGGCUUGUCCUGUUUAUUCUCCAUUUUGGUUUAUUCUUUUUUGUGGGUGUCAUGUAUGUAUAUGUGCAGCAGGUGCCGAGGUCGUCAACCAGCAAGGCCGAAACGUGACUAGAAAAGAACAGUUUGGUUCUUCAUUUGGCACUACUUUAUCCUUUCCAUAAUCAAGAAGUCUCGCUCCCUAGCGGUGGAUGUGUCAAAAUACCAAUCAGAGUGUGUAUAAGAAUUGAGGACUUUGAUUACAAUAAUAUCGAGUAUUUAUAAA
Molecule: messenger RNA, 1461 nt
Organism: Haliotis rubra (blacklip abalone)
Lineage: Eukaryota; Metazoa; Mollusca; Gastropoda; Lepetellida; Haliotidae
Product: UDP-glucuronosyltransferase 2A1-like
Exons: 1
Coding region: 33-1307 (424 amino acids)
Molecular function (GO): UDP-glycosyltransferase activity
Source: RefSeq, a predicted model, not a curated record